CUUUUUGACGUUUUCAUGCGGUAGAAGCUAAAUUAUGUGUUAAUUCUUACACGAAAAAAAAUAUUCUAGGAACCGAUAAAAGCAAGAACUGAACCGUUUAGUAUUGGUUCGGUUCCAUAUCGGUUCUUGAUUUUUUAUAUAGGAACCGAACCGAUUUCAUUUGUUAAAAUUUAAAUAACGGUUCCACUAUUUUUGAGUAAGAACCGAACCGGUCCCAGGCCUAACUCCAGCAAUGAGGCCUACUCCGGAGAUGAUCUGGAAGUUUUUGAUAGGGGCAACCCUCGUGACAUCCAACGCCAUGUGGUGCCGCUGUGGAACACCCAUGGUUGUAAGCAGUUUUUCUCUGACCAAACGUUCUGUGAACUUCCACUAUAUCUGUCGUCGCCCAUCGUUUAUAGCCUGUGCGGGAAAGACAAACCCCUGAAGAGGCGCCCUGGGAUGGUGAUGGUCGACUUGGAUUCCCUGAAGGUCGGACUGCAGUUCCCACUAAAUCCAUUCUACCUUGAGCUGUGUUCCACCACUAUCAGGUCGUAUCCGCCCAGUUCAUGUCAAAAUCUUACUGAUUCGUUUCUGCCUUCAUCGUUCGGUGCAUUAGGAAGGGCGCCGCAGAUCUGAUCUUGGACUUGUUCCAUUACUUCUUCAAGUUCUCUCCCCAAAACUCUGACGAGUUCCUAAGAAUUAGCAUCCAAGCGAGAUGGAAACUGUUUCAUGGGGCUCCCUCAUCUUUUCAUGAUUGAAAAAAAAAAUUCUUUUUUGUCCGCUUCCCCGAUGGUCAGCUACCCGACCGGUGGAAUGGAUACCUCCCAAAGAUCGGGUCUCCACGCCUUACUGAGGAGUUGGAGAAGAAUAUUGAAGUAGUGAAAGAGGGUGGAUCCGAUCAUCUGAUAUUCUACCUCACCUUCCAGGAGCUCGCCGAUGCAGGGAUAGGUAUCUCCCAUGUUAAUGGAAUGUUAUUCCUUUGAGUCACGUUUAGACCUCGGGCGUGCGUUCCGUUCCUCAAAGGUGAGCUCCUUUAGGCGUUGUUUGGUUCAAAGGAGGGGAGGGAAGGGGAGAGUCAAGGAGAGAAGGGAAGGGAAAGGAAGGGGAAGGAAGGAUUUUGAUAAAAAUUUGUGUUUGAUUGGAAGAAAUAGAAGGAAAUGUUUAAUGAAAAUAUUUUCGCAAAUUGCUUUUAUUUGAUAGCUUACUUAAAAAAAUAGAUACAUGUCUAACUAUUGUGAAUAUUACUCUUAUGAUCAUGAGUCAUAAUUUUAUUUUAUUUGAUUUUUUACUUUUUUAAUUUUAUAAUUUUUCAUUUUUCAGUUUGGAAUUUUUAAUUUUUAAUUUUUUUUUUAAUUUUUUUUUUAAUUUUUAAAAUUUUUAAUUUAUAAUUUUUAAAUUUUUUAAUUUUUCAAAACUUUUUGUUUUUUACCUUUUUAUAUUAUAACGUUUUGUUCAUUCACGUAGGAGAUGGAUAGUUUGUGUUAAUCAACACGUUUCCUCCGAAAUACCUCGAUUUGGGGGUUUAGAAUGGGAGGAAGUGGAGGAUCCCCUCCGCUUUCCUCCCCUUCCCACUAUUUCCUUCAAACAAACAUAUACAAAUCCUCCACUUUCUUCCCCUCCCCUCUGAACACCUACAACCAAACAGGGCCUUAGGGCUCGCACCGCCCGGUUUUGACAAUUGAAGAAUGACGCAUUGAAAUUGGAAAGGGCUGCUAAGGCUGUUGCAGACUUAGCAGACUCCGGGCCUGCGGAGGAAGUGUCACGCAUGCGGGUUGCUGUCACCUACCGGCCAGGCACUAGGAAGGAAAAAGGAGCCGAAGAGGCCCCGUACCGAGCCUUCCGACCCUGCUGCUCAGGUUACCAGGUUGCCCUCCCUCGGAUGCCUGGCUAUAGAAGCAUGGACGGAAUUCACUGUCCAUUCGGGAUUGGAGCUGCUGCCCCGAUUGUCUCCUGAGACCGUUGAAGCUGCACUGACGACCUGCUUCCAGGCCGGUGUGUACAUUCUGUAGUCUGAAUCCUCUAGGAACAAGGACGCCCUUCUGGUAAACUAGAAAGCUGAUGAGGCCCUCAAGACGGCCUAUGAGUCUGCUCGGCUGCAACUGGAGGUGGCCGCCCAACGCGAGAAGGAUCUCCAGGCUGCUCUGGAGGCGGCUCUCGAGAAAGUGUCUGCCAUUGAGAGGAUCUGGAUCUCAUUCUCUCUUGACCCCAUCCCUGAUCCCAGCGCUGAGGCCAAUGCUAAUGCAAUUGCCGAGGCUACCGCCCAUGUUAAUGCUGAUGCCACUGCCUCUACUUGGCGUGCUGAUCCUGCCGGUUAUGAGAAGAUGGCCAUGUUCGAGGCCACCACUUAGCAAUAUGCCUGAGGUGCCGUCGAUGACCUUUUUGAGGAGGUGCUCUCCUAGGAGACAAAAAGGGAGCACUUAGGGCAUGGAACCAGGCUCCUAAAGCGGACUCUGCUCGGCCGCCGGUUCCUUUUUGAUAUCGGGUCGGAUAGCUCGACGAAAGGCUAUUAUGAUGCCGUUGAGGCCCUAAUGCCGAUCCUCCUCAAGGGCUUUGGCGAGAAAUUCUCCAUGGCUGAGCAUACUGAUGACAUCGUCUUGGUGGACACCGCCGACAAGCCGGCCCGGAAUCAAGCUAGGGCCAGGGACAUGGGAGAGGAGCCCGACCCACCGACUGAAGAUGAAGAAUAUGAGGAGGUCGAGGAGAAACAGACAGAGCAGACCCCUCCCAUCCCUCGAUUGUAUUAUGCCUUUUGUUCUCCUUUGUGUAUAUUCCGGCCAGUAGCGCCGAAGAAUGAAAAAUACAUUUUUGCCUUUACUCACUUCUCGUAUAU
This is a messenger RNA of Cuscuta europaea, 2809 nucleotides long. The record is from the annotation of a GenBank genome assembly. NCBI's taxonomy places the organism in Eukaryota, Viridiplantae, Streptophyta, Magnoliopsida, Solanales, Convolvulaceae.